CUAGGCAUGCAGACUGCUUCUACAAACAUUUGGGAGAGAAUGGGUCUCAGGAGCUCAGUGAAUUAAAGAGUGGUACUGUGAUAGGUUGCUACCUGUGCAAUAAGUCCAUCCCUGACAUUUCAUUUCUCAACUGAAUGGGUUUCCAUGGCCGAGCAACUGCAUCCAAGUUGUACAUCACUAAGUGCAAUGCAAAGCGUUGGAUGCAGCUGUGUAAAGCACGCUUCCACUGGACUCUAGAGCAGUGGAGAUGUGUUCUCUGGAGUGAUGAGGUAUGCUUCUCUGUCUGGCAGUCUGAUGGAUGUGUCUGAGUUUGGUCGUUGCCUAACCGCAUUGUGCC
This is a messenger RNA of Staurois parvus, 337 nucleotides long. The record is from the annotation of a GenBank genome assembly. NCBI's taxonomy places the organism in Eukaryota, Metazoa, Chordata, Amphibia, Anura, Ranidae.